CGCCCCGCCGGGCCGCGCUGCAGGUGGCGGCGGGGAGGGGCGAGGCGCGGAAGCCGAGUCAUGGCCGCGCCGGAAGGGCCGCGCGGCGACCGGGCCGGCGGGGAGCUGGGCUGGGACGCGGCCGGUUUGAGCGGUGCGCGGGGAAGGCGGCGGUGGGACGGCGCGGCCGCUGCCAUGUUCCGCUGUGGCGAGGAGAUUGUAAGUAGGGAGAGUGAGGAGGAAAGUAACGGCGUCAACCUGAUGGAGUUCUCAGAUGAGAUCCUUUUGCACAUCCUCAGCUACGUCCCUUGCACAGACCUAGUCCUGAACGUCAGGAGGACCUGCAGGAAACUUGCAACACUUUGCCUUGACAAGAGUCUAACCCAUACAGUUUUACUUCAGAAGGACUAUAAGGUAAACAAAGACAAAGUGAAGCAACUGAUGAGGGAUAUUGGAAAAGAGAUUUACCAGCUGAACAUGGCUGGGUGCUAUUGGCUGCCCAGCUCCACUAUCGAUCACGUAACACGGUGCAAGAACCUGGUAAAGCUCAACUUGUCUGGGUGCCACGUCACCUCCCUCCGUCUCUCCAAGAUGCUCUCCACUCUCCAGCACCUGCGCUCCCUGGCCAUAGAUGUCAACCCGGGUUUUGAUGCCAGCCAGCUGAGCAGUGAGUGCAAGGCCACUCUGAGCCGUGUCUCGGAACUGAAGCAAACCCUUUACACGCCGUCCUACGGUGUCGUUCCCUGCUGCACUAGCCUAGAGAAACUGCUGCUUUAUUUUGAGAUCCUGGAUCGCUCACGAGAAGGUUUUAUGCUCUCUGGGCAGCUAAUGGUAGGUGAGAGCAAUGUGCCCCAUUACCAGAACCUCCGCAUCUUCUAUGCCAGGCUGGCCCCUGGCUAUGUGAACCAGGAGGUGGUGAGGCUGUACUUGGCAGUGCUGAGCGAUCGGACCCCUGAGAACCUUCACGCCUUCCUCAUUUCUGCUCCUGGUAGCUUUGCAGAGACGGGAGCCACUAAGAAUCUCCUGGACUCUAUGGCUCGAAAUGUACGUCUAGACGCUUUACAGUUGCCCAAGGCCUGGAUUAAUGGCUCUGGCCUCCUGCAACACUUGAAGUUCAACAACCCUUUCUACUUCAGCUUUAGCCGAUGCACCUUAUCUGGUGGUCACCUGAUCCAGAGGGUUAUUAAUGGUGGGAAGGAUCUUAAAAGCUUGACCAGUUUGAAUCUCAGUGGCUGUGUUCACUGUCUGGCUCCGGAGUCCUUGUUUCGAAAAGCAGAAGAUGACAUUGACAGUAGCAUUCUGGAAAGCCUGGUGGUGUCUUGCUGCAACCUGAGACACCUCAACCUCUCUGCAGCUCACCAUCACAGCUCAGAAAGCAUAGGGAAUCACUUGUGCCAGCUUCUCUCCAGGUUAAAGCACCUGCUCUCCUUAGCACUACCAGUUUGCUCCAUCACAGAUGUUGCUACAAGUGUGGAAAAGCCUCCCAUGGCAUCUAAUUUGGUGCCCCAAACGUUUGGAAGGAAAGUUCGGAUCGGGAUACAGACAUAUCCCAGGAACUUGGCAGACCAGGCAAAUCAGAAGAUAGAGUCUUCGGUGUUCUGGGCUCUGAUGGGAAGCCUCCGGUUUUUGGAAACCUUGGAAAUAAUCGGGUCCAGUUUUUCCUCUGCCAUGCCCCGCAACGAGCCAGCAAUUCGGAACUCGUUGCCUCCUUGUGUCCGGGCACAGAGUGUGGGGGAUUCAGAGGUGGCUGCCAUUAGCCAGUUGACUUACUUGCAGAGCCUCACCUUAGCACAGCUGCCAAAUAUUCUUACUGGCUCGGGGCUUGUACACAUUGGAUUGCAGUGCCAGCACUUGCGGACUCUUUCCUUGGCCAACCUGGGCAUGAUGGGGAAAAUGGUCUAUAUGUCUGCUCUCAUGGACAUGCUGAAACACUGCAAGUGUCUGAGAGAUCUCAGGCUGGAACAGCCCUACUUCUGUGCGGGCACCCAGUUCUUCCAGGCACUGAGUCACUGCUCCUCUCUCCAGCGCCUUUGCAUCGUCUCCCGGAGCGGGACUCUGCAGUCUGACGCAGUGAUGUCAUUCAUGGCCAACUGCCUUGAGGUCAUCAUGUGCCACAUGUUUAUGGGAGAAUCUCUCACCGUUUGCAAAAACCUCCAGCAAUCUAUUGUCCGGAGUUUCCAGGCGGAGCGCCCUGCGUUAAACGUCGUCAUUUUCCCUCUGCUUCAUGAGGACUUGACAGAGGUCAUCAGAGAUGUCCCCAUGCGACACUUGGAUGAAAUUACCUUGUUUAAAAGCAGAGUGGCCGAGGAACCUCCCAACUUGUGGUGGUGACUUAAAGCAUGGGAAGGACAGUCAGCGUGAACACAUGAAAUGGCUUCUUGUUGGCCUGGACUCCCCAUCUUCAGCUCCUGGCCACCUCACUGGAUGCUGUACAAUCAUUUAAAUAGGUGCAAUUGCAAAAUAAUAAUAAUAAAAAAAGCUGGUCCUUUGCAGUGGGGAAACGUGUUGAAUAUUGCUUGCAUCUGAAAAUCCUGUCUCGGAGGCUUCUGGAAUCUGAUGAGUAGUUCUGUUAUUUUACCGAAGUUAAAGGUAAGAGAAACUGACUUAAUGAUGCUCUUUCCCCUGUGUCACCUGAUGUAUCUCCUAAGGGCCCCUGUGUACUUUGGCAGUGUGCUUUGUGAUAUUGGUGGAAAUCAUUCUUUGCUUUGGUCUCUUUUUUGGCAAAGUAGAAAGCCUAAGCCAUCUGAGAGGCUCCAUUGAAGUGCAUCACAUCUUUUCCAUGUUACAAAUAUGCAUUUGUAGUCACACACGUGCAGUCACAGGUAUUUAAAAGGUUUUUUGGUUGAGAAGUACCACAAGGACUCUUUUAAAAAAAUUUUUAUUAACAAAUUAAGGUCAUUAGCACCUUGACCAUGGUAUGUUCUUGCUGAUGCUGUUCCCAUUGAUUGAUCUGGUGGAAGAAGUUCUUGGCUCUUUUGGAAAUCCUUGUCCUAGGGUAGAUGGUGCCUACAGUGAAAAAAUUAAGGCUCAAAUCUGAUUUAAAUGCAGUCUGUCUUGCAGUGUAGAUGGAAAUGUAGUGUUCCAGUUCUGUCCUUAGAUCCCAUGCCUUGAGCUCAUACUAAUUUUAGAGAUGUUAUGAUGUAUUUCCACAGUGUGAUUUCAGUCAGCUUCUCUGCUCCACAGAACUUCCUCAGGCAUCAGUAGUGGUCUGGAUCACUUUCAUAUUGCCUUAUUUACUGAGCACUUUUGAAAGCAUCAGACAGCUGUACCAAAAGCUGAGUUAAGAAUUCCUGGAGCUGUGCUUCCGGGAGGCAGACAGAUUUCCCUUCUGCUGGAGUGUUUUGGUGGUAGCACACUGGGUCUGUCUUCUGCAGAGCAGCUAUCAACAGGAGCCUCUUCUCCACCUAAACACGCUCUGAAGUGUUGAGCAGUGCUUUUCUGGAGAGGCCCAGUGUCAUCCAGGGGCCAUGUCCCCAUCUCCUAUCAGCAUUUUCUACACAAGGUGCCAUCUCCCAAGGGAGUGCUCUGCCACCAGUGGUUCAUAGGAAGCCUGGUGGGAUGGGAUAGGAUAUGAUUGAGAGCAAAAUGCACCUCAUAGCUUUGGAGGACUUACCCACCUUUGCUUUCCCAACAGUCAGGUGUGAACCUGCCUGGAAAUCUGUCUUGGUGUAACUCUUGAGCCACGCUGCAGUAACUGUGGUGCUGGGGUGUGUUAACGAGCAGGUUAAUGUUAGUUAGCCUUCUUCCAGCACAAGUCUGUGCAUUGCCCAAACCAACCCCUGCAGGCUUCUGCUGCCUGCCUGGAGUUCUCUCCCUUCUUCACUCAGGACAGGGUGCCAGCAGCAGGCCCUGCUUUGUGGCUGGUAACGAGGUGGCAAGGCCAGCCCGUGCUCCUCUGAGCUGAGAUUGCUCCUGAAGCCUCGGAGACUCUACCUCAGGUCAGACACCGUGUGGGUGGGAGCGAGGAGCCCGUGCCCUGCUCUUGGCACCCUGCCACUGUUUUCUCUCCCACUCUCCCAGUGAGGUCGUUCAUUCUACCUCUUGUCAUCUUGCUUGCCUGUUUGAAUCCCUCUCUCCCUCUCCAUCAGCUUUCUUCUCUCCCUCUCCCUCCCUUCAGCAAGUCAGAUGUACUUUCUGGCAGGAACACGAGCCGCUGCUCUGUCAGUUCAGGCCAUUUCAGCUCUGCCUAGUUUUUGUCUGGGUUUCUUUCCUGGAAUAAAUAGCAAGGCUUAGGCAGGGAGUGUUUGCAAAGCUGCUUCCUCCUCCUCCUGCCUCUGGCCCCAGGGCAGGGCAGAGGGAAGGCUGAGGGUAUGGAACCAGCUCUCCCAUGCUUUAGGGGACCUGUUUUGUCUUGUGGAGGAGGUAGGUGCUACAGGAGAGAGGCCAUUCCUACUCUCAGCAGGGAUUUCCUCUCCAUACACACACUGUGGCACCAGCGAGAGUCUGGCAGAACUGCCAGCUCGCCUGUUCCUGUCCCGCUGGAAAACCUGGCUGGGGGGGCAGUGAUACACAGGAAUCACCUGUUGCUUAAUGGUGGUGUUACCCCUUAGUCUUGGGGUUAGAGUAACGUGAUGAAACAUGCUGUACCUUUUGCUUGGCAAAGCAGUACCCAUCUGCCUGGUGUCUUGCUCGCUGGGGGCGGGCAAUCAGGCAUGUUUUAUAACGCCAUUAUUCUGUUGCCUGGAGUAUGAUGUUUAGACAUCUGUAUUCACACUAGUCCUGAGGUGAACACUGCCAGUUUUAAUCUGGGGUAGGAAAGGUCACCCACAGGUAAUAAAGAUAGCACUACAAAUAGUGAUAAAGAGCUAAAAACUCCUUCUACCCUCGACUCCCCAACUCCAGGCCAGUUCUCAGUAUCUUCACUACAAAUCCUCUUAUGGUGAGUGAGAAUUUCCGCUGCUUCUGCACUCCAGGCAGGAUUCACCAGAUGUUAAUAAUGUGCUUAUUUUCUCUAAGUGCUAUUUUGGCAUCGGUGUUAAUUACAAUUUAUAUUCUGCAACAUUUACACUGGGAAAAGAACCCACCCUAAUAGUCCCCAAUUGGCAGAGCUGGGCUAUUAAACAUAGCACCAUAUGUUCUGAGCAGAGCAAUGUAUGGGACUCGGAGCCCGCUCAGUGCUGAGACUCUGGCUUGCAGUGCUAGAGGAGGAGAGGAGAAUGGAGAGAUGGGUGUUUUGUUCCUACCUUUUAUUUAAUAUGAAAUUCCCCCUCCUUUUCCCUGAUCUCUGUCCCCGUCUCUCCCAAAAUCUCCCUCCUGCUGUCUGUGAGCAUCUAAUGAGGUGAUCUCUGAGCCUGCUGAUGCCACUGUCCGUAGUGUAAAAUAAAUGAAUUUAAUUACAGAAGGUGCCCUUCUCUCUGGGGCUGCCUCUGCAGGAUUCCCUGUCCCUGCUGGCACAUUUCUUGCUGUGCUCCAAAUCAGGCCUCCAGUCUUUGGAGACUGCAGAAGAAAUCUUUGCUUUGACCGCCAGCAAGAUGUCCAUGCUUCUUUGGGAAAAGGAUAUUCUGGGAUAGGUGCCGUUAGUGGGUCAAAUCAGAAGUUGUUUGCUGCUCUGUCAGUGUCCCAGGUCUUGUUUAGGAAUGUGACAUUUGAUUCCUGCAGACUGGGAGGGUCUGGAGGAGUGACAAUGGUUUUGGUGUGGGGAAUCUAGUGGAGUUAAGUGGUCAGUGUUUCGGUUGGUUUCUUAGAAGGACUGUGUGCAAAGGGUUGCUUCCUCAGCUGUUCUGCAAAGCUGCUUUCAUGGUCACUUCAGAAAAUGGCAGCAUAGCUGCUACUGCUCCAUUUGGAGAGGGGCUGACAGCAAGGGGCUCUCCCUUCAGGACAGCUUGGACUGCAGUGGCUUGUCCCUCCGGGAGGUGGUUCAGCAGGAGGAGAGGAGAUGGAGUGAAAGGAGGCAGGGCAAAAGUGCGAGGUAGACCUCAGACUGGAAGUCAGACACUUGCUGUGAGACUGGGCCUCAGUUUCCCCACUUGUGAAGGGAACAGGGCUCACCUGCCCCAUGCAAGGGAGUUUGUGGGAGUGCAAAACCCCCUCCCCCUGGCCCAGGCAAGGAGGUUCUCCCUUGGGAGGAGAGGGCAGGGCUGAGAUUGCUGAUGCUCACUCUAACUCCCAUGUCCGCCUCCUCUGCCAAAGCAUGGGGAACUCCUGGGGGAGCAGAGCAGGAUCUGUCCCUUCUCCUUGCUGAUCUUCAGAGGAGUUAAAGUCCCAGGGUGACAUACAGGAGUGGGAUGGUACCUCAUCCUGGGUCCUUUCUCCCAGUUUUCAGGAUGGAGUAGCUCUCCACGGCCACAGAAACAUGGGGCAUUUCCGUUUGUAGAGUUAAUGGUGCAGAAAGGUUGUUUCUUUUGCAUGAGGGACAUGCAGCUCCCCCUUGGCUGGUCUGAAUGGAGAGUGUCCAGCCAAAGCUCCUCUCCCUGUCCUGCAGAAGACUGUGCAGGAGCCAGGCUGGGCAUUGGAGAGGCAGCAAUGCUCCCUCCACUGCAGCCCUCCUGCCUCUGAUGAGAUGCGCAGGCAGCCGGGGUACUCUAGCCAGAGAAUCAUUUCCAUAGAAACCAAUUGGGAUGUUGUACAGGGAAUAAUGAUUAAUAGUGAAGGGAUGUUGCCUCAGGCCCUUUUCAUUUUUUAGGGGGCAGCGAGGGACAAACUGGAGCACAGGUGGGGGGACAGGCAGGCUUGAAAACUAAUGGAAACCAUCCCUGCCAUUAAUUUCCAGGGCAGUUUCCCCUCUUCUCCUCCUCCCCUGCCCCCCUCUGCUGCUUCCCAGCUUUCGUCAAAUUUUCAAAAUGGCUAACCUGGUUAGAAAUAAUCAUAAUAAUAAAAAAGGAUGGAUGAGGUCUGACUACUAACAUUGUUGCUGUUAGCAGCAGGAUUUCAGCCAUAAAACAUGAAGCAGGGGAGGCAUUGACCUUUCCACUGUUCGAAAUGAAUGGAGACAUCAAUAUCUAUUGUUUUGUGGCAUUGACCUCUGACGCUCUCAUUUUGCCCUCCCCUUUCUUUUUUUUUAAUUUCCCCCUGACACUUGAGGAAAGGGGUCAGUUUGUACCAUCUAUUGAUCCCGAUCUUACUUGGUGAUAGGGAAAUAAUUAGAAUUUUAAAGAUCUCUGCUGCACGCUGGCAAAAUACGUACACAGGAGCACACACUAAGCCCCUGCUUCUGCCUCCCGUUCUCCCCCCUUCCUUGCAGAGAUUCAAAGCUCUGAGAUCUGAAGGAAGACAGAUCAAUGUAGGUUUAAUCAUGAUGGGGAUUUUAUUUCAGAUUUUUAAAUGGUAAAGUGUAACGUUUUAUGUUAAUGUUGUUGGAGUCUGGCUGCCUGGUGCCUUGUUUUAUUUAUUGUUUUAAGUAGCCCCUUCUUUUGUGAACUUCAUCUAUGUACAGAGACUGUGAAAUCAGGCAUUGCUAAUUAGCUAUAUGACAAUUAAGUAAUGUAGCACAAAACCAUUAGGACACUGGAUUUGUUUUUGAAGUUGGUCCUUUGAAGUGGAAGCUGCAACUCCCUGCCCAAGGCUGCUGGGGAAAAUGUUUUUCUAUCAAAACUUUCUUUGAAAAUAAAAUGUCAGUGUAAAAGUCCCUAUUUCUGUUGUCUCUCCCUAUAAACAGCGGGUGGAAAUUGUUUCUCAUUGUAAAAACUGCUGGCAUUGAUAGAAGGGGGAGUUCAGAAAAGCAGGAGAUGGGCAGUUGGUCUCCAAACCCCCUCGGUUCUGGUAGAGAUGUUACCAAAGCUGCUUGUUCAGCUUGUUGAAAGAGAACGGUGCUGCCUUGGGAGAGAAGACCCAGGUCACAACCAACACCCUGGAGAUGGCAAAGGGAGGUGGCCCUCAAAACUGUGGGUUCACCUCUGAUGCCCCAAGUGCCAUCAGGAUGUGGCACAGCCUGGUUGCAAAUACCAACAGGCUCCUCGGUUCGGGCUCCUCCAUCUCUGCACUCGUUUGACACUCGUGUUUGCCUCAGGCCCUUUGUUCUAGUAGUGAGUCGAGUUCUGAAUGUGCAACUUUCCUGUACGCUGGUGGCAUGUAAAACUUCAAAUAAAGAGUGAAACUGAUUUUGAACCAGG
This is a messenger RNA of Apus apus (common swift), 8027 nucleotides long. It is a transcript of the gene FBXL18, whose product is annotated as F-box and leucine rich repeat protein 18. The transcript has 5 exons. Gene Ontology annotation, cellular component: SCF ubiquitin ligase complex. NCBI's taxonomy places the organism in Eukaryota, Metazoa, Chordata, Aves, Apodiformes, Apodidae. Gene Ontology annotation, biological process: SCF-dependent proteasomal ubiquitin-dependent protein catabolic process. Bases 61 to 2310 code for a protein of 749 amino acids. Gene Ontology annotation, molecular function: protein binding. The record is from RefSeq and is a predicted model, not a curated record.